AUGGGUCAUAUUGAAAACAAUCUCAUCAAGUGCGGCGUGUGCAAGAAGCUUGACGCAGAAAGUCCAACGAUAUCUUACCCUGAUGUCAAGAAUGGUCGUCCAUGCAAAGGAAAGAAGAAGGAUCCGGUCACAAAUAUCAAACAUGUUGAUCCAGAGACUUGUUCGAGAGGCACACAACCAGACGAAGACGAGCCAGACGAGCCUGCAGCGCAGGGAGGACAGUGA
Messenger RNA from Fusarium verticillioides 7600, 225 nucleotides. RefSeq lists its product as hypothetical. NCBI's taxonomy places the organism in Eukaryota, Fungi, Ascomycota, Sordariomycetes, Hypocreales, Nectriaceae. The coding region runs from base 1 to 225 and encodes 74 amino acids. The record is from RefSeq and is a predicted model, not a curated record. The transcript has a single exon.